AUGGAGAUGAGUGGUGCCGACAAAGAAUAUAAUGGCGCCGAUUCAGGAGAGGAAGCAUUGUGUCCCUUGUUCAUGGAAGGACUCCCUCGCGAUUUUGCCUCCAACCCCCAACUCGCUGCCAUUGCAAGUCUGUUAGAAAGCGAUGGCGACGAUGAUACUGAUGUCGACUCUGAAAGUAACAAUCUACCGAUCAUACAGCGAACUGAGACGAAAUCCUGCAAAGGCGGCGGCAAGGCAAAGCGGCAGGCACACUCAAAUCGCUCCAGCAGAAGUCACAAGCCCUAUUCCGUUGCCAAAAAGGACUCUUCCAAGAAAAAGAAUGCAGCCACAGUAGGCGAGGCACAGCUAUUUUUGAACAUGUGGAAGUUAUAG
Messenger RNA from Seminavis robusta, 372 nucleotides. The record is from the annotation of a GenBank genome assembly. Lineage: Eukaryota; Bacillariophyta; Bacillariophyceae; Naviculales; Naviculaceae.